Xenopus laevis (African clawed frog) is the source of this 3658-nucleotide messenger RNA. It is a transcript of the gene st8sia5.S, whose product is annotated as alpha-2,8-sialyltransferase 8E. Lineage: Eukaryota; Metazoa; Chordata; Amphibia; Anura; Pipidae. Bases 478 to 1707 code for a protein of 409 amino acids. The transcript has 8 exons. The record is from RefSeq and is a predicted model, not a curated record.
AUGAGGGAGACACAGCCAGAGCCUGGCCCUCCUCCCACCCCCACUCAUGUCUGUGUCUGUAUAAUGGGAGAGGGUGAGUGAGGGGCUGCAGAGAGCAUGGGCACAGGCUGACAUUGCAUUCAUGUAUAUAUGUGCCCGUAUAGACUGCAGGACCAUCAGGCUGGAUCUGUGAGCAGAGGAGGAGGAGGAGGAAUAGAGGGAAGGGGCUGUCACGGAGCUGCAUGAAGUGGGGGGGAGAACUGGCUGGAUUUACAUGUUCCCCACGUCCUGGGCUGCCGGAAACUUUACCCUGGAAACUGGUCAGGGGGCUCAGCCUGGCAGGGGACACAAUGGGGCCAGUUGUGCUGUGGAUCGUGGAGGAGUCUGGCCGGGGGGCUAUACCUGUGUAUCCCAAGGACAUGACGCUGCUAUAGACAUAAUUGCCCAAUACUGACAGUCUUGCUUUGACAGUCGUGGGGGGCUGGAGGUGCCCUCACCAUGGGGUACGCAGACCCAUCUGGGGGCAGGGAUUUGCUGGGCAACAGAACUUUGCUGUUCAUAUUCAUCUGCGCCUUUGCCCUGGUGACCUUGCUGCAACAGAUCCUGUACGGCAGAAACUACAUCAAGAGAGAGCUGCAGUUUAGCUGGCAGAAUGGAGAGGAAUUGGGAAACUGGACCGGGAUCUUUAAUUUCACGGAUGACGGAGCAGUGAAGACGGGGAGUGACGCAGACAGCAGAUACUUUGAAUUUUAUGAAGGUCCAUUGGAUUUCAACUCAACCAAAUGCCUGGAGCUGCGGCGAGACAUCACCAACGUCAAAGUUCUUUCUAUGGUGAAAGAAUCCGAUCUGUUCGACAGAUGGAAAAGUCUUCAAGUCUGCAAAUGGGAAAUGAACGUGAUGGAGGCAAACGUUUUUAAAUCGUCGCUAUUGAGAUGUUGCAACGCCCCGUCCUUUCUCUUCACCACGCAGAAGAACACCCCUCUGGGAAGCAAGCUCCGAUACGAAGUGGACACGAGUGGCAUAUUUCAGAUUAAUUCUGAGAUAUUCAAUAUCUUCCCCAAGGACAUGCCUUACUACCGCUCCCAGUUCAAGAAAUGUGCCGUGGUUGGAAAUGGAGGGAUUUUAAAGGACAGUAAAUGUGGGAAGGACAUCGAUAACACAGAUUUCGUCUUCAGAUGCAACUUGCCACCUAUAACCCAAAAAUAUGUGGAAGACGUAGGGAUGAAAACUGACGUGGUGACCAUAAACCCAAGUAUCAUAACAGAAAGAUUUAACAAGCUGGAGAAGUGGAGAAGACCCUUCUAUGAAGUGGUACAAGGAUAUGAGAAUGCGUCUCUGCUCUUGCCCGCCUUCUACAACACCCGAAACACUGAUGUCUCCAUCAGGGUCAAGUAUGUCCUGGAUGACUUUGAAUCCCAGCAGGCUGUCUACUAUUUCCAUCCCCAGUAUCUAAUCAGUGUUUCUCACUUCUGGCUUAUGCAAGGCGUUCAUGCCAAGCGCAUCAGCAGCGGCCUCAUCUUAGUGACCGCCGCGCUGGAGCUGUGUGAGGAGGUACACCUUUAUGGAUUUUGGGGUUUCCCCAUGGACCCCUCAGGGAACUUCAUUACUCAUCAUUAUUAUGACAAUGUUAAGCCUCGUCCUGGCUUCCAUGCAAUGCCUUCUGAGAUUUUUAACUUCAUCCAUAUGCACAGCAAGGGCAUCCUGAGGGUGCACACUGGUACCUGCUGAUAAAUUCUGCCUCCAUCUGCACUAAAUGUUUGUGCCCAUCAACCAAACUGAGUAUAUGCAAUAAUGAUCCAAUGAAAACUGCACAGGAUAAGGCCUCCACAUGAGCUGGGGACACACCAGCAUCAUUUUAAUGACUUUGUGUAGAUGUAGCCACUGUUAUCCCAAAUAAAAAUCAUGUUGAGCACUCUCAAUCUAGGCCAAGCUAUCCGGCAAAGAAAUGUGUAUAUGGGAUAGCCAGUGAUAUCUAAUUUGGAUAUAAAAGGUUGUCUGGCUGGGAAAGGAAAGUUAAGGCUACCUGAUGUGGAUACCCGGGUAUAUGUGUUUGGUAUCGCCAGAUACAGUAGAUCAGUCUUGUAAAUGCGGAGAUAUCUAACUGGAAAAGUCGCAAAUAAAUAUCUUGAAUAUUCAUAAAUGUCUAUCAUGUUUACCUAGGACAACAAACAAUAAAUAUCUUGACUAGUCAGGAAUAUCUACACAAGAUGGUCCACAGUACAUAUCUUGGAUAACCAGGGACAUCUACCUUGGAUAGCCAACAAUAAAUAUCUUGUAAUAGCCAAUAAAUGCAUAUAUGGGAUAGCAAGAGACUACCUGGAAGAGUCAACUAUAAAUAUUUUGGAUAGCCUGGAAUGUCUACCUGGGAUAGCCAUCAAAAUAUCUUGGAUAACCAGAUCUUGUAAUAGCCAAAAAUGCAUAUCUGGGAUAGUAAGAGAUAUCUAUCUGAGAUACCUGGGAAAGUCAAUAAUACAUAUGUUGGAUAGCCUGGAAUGUCUACCUGGAAUUGCUAUCAAUUGGAUUUCUUGGGUAUCAAGAGACAUCUUCCUGAAAUACCUGGGAUAGACAAUAAUACAUUUGUUGGAUAGCAUGGAAUGUCUUCCUGGAAUAGCUAUCAAUUGGAUUUCUUGGGUAUCAAGAGACAUCUACCUGAAAUACCUGGGAUAGACAAGAAUACAUAUGUUGGAUAGCCUGGAAUGUCUAACUGGAAUAGCUAUCAAUUGGAUUUCUCUGGUAUCAAGAGACAUCUUCCUGAAAUACCUGGGAUAGACAAUAAUACAUAUGUUGGAUCGGCUGUAAUGUCUACCUGGAAUAGCUAUUAAUUGGAUAUCUUGGGUAUCAAGAGAUAUCUUCCUGAAAUACCGGGGAUAGACAAUAAUACAUAUGUUGGAUCGGCUGUAAUGUCUACCUGGAAUAGCUAUUAAUUGGAUAUCUUGGAUAUCAAGAGAUAUCUACCUGGUAUAGCCAGAUAUAACCAUCUGGGAUACUUUGGGCUACAUCUGUAGAUAUAAGGACAAUUUGGAAGGUGAACAGAAAUACAUACGCUCAUGAGCACUGGUUUGACAGCUACAAUGAAGCAACAAAGCACAUGCUAAAGAGAUCCCACAUAGCACACACUAUACAAGUCCAUCCAUUUGGAUACAUUACGACUUGGCUGAAGAAAGGACAUUGGAAGUCAAUGUUGAUGUUUUUUUGCUUUCGUUCUCACCAUAGUGCUUUCUUUAAUUAAUAUAAUUAUAUUUGCUCCACUGUUUAACCCCUUGUUUUCUGGCAGAGGAGAGAGCUGCCCACGAUGGUGUUCUCUCCUUUUCUUCCACCAAAGAAAGGGGUUUAGCAUUGUUGUUGUUCUCCUAAGGGAAGACUCAAACUCAAAAUGUCUAUUUACCGUGCUCCUCGCGAUGUGCGUCCGCUGGUUAUUUUUUUCCGUCGGUAUUGAUGUCAUCUCAUAAUUACCUCUGCACCAAUUACCUCAGCCUUCUGAUUGGACAUUUAGUGUAGGACAUGUCCUCUAAGUCGUACAUGCUGAAUAUAGGAACCAAGCUUGAGUUCAGAUACUCACGGGGGAUUAUAUUAACAGGCUCAACUGCCAGUAGCCCAUUUGCUCAGAGUGGUUCACUUUUAGUACUGUAUGUUAUAGAAUGGCUAAUUCUAAGCAACUUUUCAGUUGGCCUUCAUUUUC